AUGAACAAGCCGAAGUACGACAAAUUAAUUAUCGAGAUCGAUAGUGAGUCAGAAACAGAUCCGAGUGAUUACGAAGGAAUAGCCGAGGCAGAUUUCCAUCAAGUCGUGCGAGUGGACCGAACACACCGGGUUCACCGGGUUCCGAUCCGGAAAACCGACAGCCGAUCAACUAGUGAUAUCGGUCUACAGUUUGAGCCCAACGAAGAUGGUCAUUCGGAAACUAACGACGACUCGGAAACGAAUUCCAGUGACAAUUCUUUUUCAGAUGAUCAAGUGAAAGUCAAAACUGUUGAUUCGAAUAAGCGAAACGUCUCAAAGUUAACUAGAAGAAAACUGACAAAAAGAUUACAAGAAGUAAAAAGAGAUCAGAAACGGAUUUCACCAGAAUUUCAAUUAGAGGAAAAUUAUAGAACUCAAUAUGAAACAAAACCUCAGCAUAACAAAGCGGUUUUAUGGGUUCCAUAUAUACCCGAGAACGAAUUUGACAAGCCAACUGUUUUUGACCCCUCGAAUCCGAGUCAGUUCAGCUCAAUGAUGCAAAUGUUUCAAACAGUUAUGACAGACGGUCGGAUUCUGAGUCGUGAACAAAUCGAAUUGUUCAUGACAAGUGAACAAAAUCAGUCGGAAAAACACUCGACCAACUUCCAGAAAAAGGCGUUUCAAAAUCAGCCUCCGGAUCCCAAUAUACCUCGCGAGAAAAGAUCGAGACGCUAUUCAAAUCAGUUUAUUCGGCGAGUUAGUAGAAGCAAUCACUCAAACUCAAACACGCUGAAUCAAGUUAUAGAAAUUGGCGAUUGUUCGUUUUCUCAAAGCUCAAACCAAAGACCCCAAAUUGAUGUUGCAGUAAAUCUAAAUUUGGGAAAUAAGCACUCUUCAAAAGCAAACGCAAUAGGGCAAAUUACGAGCAAAGGCGGCAAUAAUCAGCGUUUCGAGGUAAAUCAUGAAAAUAAGCACGAAUUAAUAGAAACAGAUGGUCACAAUGAGAGUGAAAAUCCUUCGAGCGAGUUAAACUUAGGAAAAAUCGAGAAGAAGCGAAGACGAAAAGUGAUUAAAACAAAUACCGGAUCCGAGAUGAUCCGAGGAGUGAAGGAGUUGCCGAGGAGUCUGGGACCCGACUGGACCGAAGUGCAGAAGAAAGCAGAGUCGCUCAAUCGGAGAAAUAUGUACUCUCGGAUGGUGUCGGUUAAGAACUCGCAACUUCCGACUCUGAACAGGGCGCCUGAGAGGUCGACACAUCUGUCCAAGAGACAAAUUGCACAAGAAUAUGCCAAGGGUGCCUCUGUUUAUGUAUACAAAUAG
Molecule: messenger RNA, 1299 nt
Organism: Symsagittifera roscoffensis
Lineage: Eukaryota; Metazoa; Xenacoelomorpha; Acoela; Convolutidae
Product: deoxynucleotidyltransferase terminal-interacting protein 2-like
Exons: 1
Coding region: 1-1299 (432 amino acids)
Source: RefSeq, a predicted model, not a curated record